Durotheca rogersii is the source of this 1887-nucleotide messenger RNA. RefSeq lists its product as uncharacterized. The coding region runs from base 164 to 1627 and encodes 487 amino acids. The transcript is spliced from 2 exons. The record is from RefSeq and is a predicted model, not a curated record. NCBI's taxonomy places the organism in Eukaryota, Fungi, Ascomycota, Sordariomycetes, Xylariales, Xylariaceae. Gene Ontology annotation, biological process: maintenance of rDNA; regulation of exit from mitosis.
CGAUACGGCAUCGACCUCACCUACCGCCCACUAAGGCGGCGAGCGAGCGAACGAUUCGCCUGAAAGCAUCAGCGACGACGACCAACAGUACAUAGGUAGUCAGGAGCAGUAGUGUAUCUCGCCCGCCUGCUUCUACCCGGGAGGGGGAGAAACAAAAAUAAAGAUGGCGCCGCGACUGGUCCGUAGGAGACCGCUUCUAGAGCGCGUCAAGUCCCUGCUCAACCCCAUGGACUUCCUGCUAUGGCUAUCCGAGGAGAUCGAGACGCACGACUGGGACUCCAACCUAGUCGGUACCCAGCUCGGCCUGGCCAUGAACUUCGUUUUUCUGCUCGCUAUGGCCAACAGCGGUGGCUCACGCGUCGCCGACCCCGUCUUUGAUGACGGUGCUGUCUCGGGGUGGUUUAGUUUCCUCGUUGGCACCCUCGUGUGGUUCCUCAUCGGCUUCUCGACCGUCAACGCGAUCUACACCAUGUACCGGUCCCGUAACUACCGGCUGUUUGAGGCGAACGUCGAAAAGGAACCCCAGACCCCUUCGGCGCAUCGCGUCCGCGUGCAAUCUUCGCCCGUCUCGUCGUCGCCCAUGCGAUACCUAACGGACCUGGUGAACGGCGACAGCGCGGAGUCGAGGGCGCAUCCUGACCCGAGUCGAGACGUGUGGGAAAUCUCAGUCUGGGAUCCGCUGCCGAUAUCUCUGCGCAUAUUUUGCUUGUUCAGCCCUGGCCACGUCCUCGUCUAUACCAUAUUCCUUCCCCUGGCCCCUCUGGACAUGCGACCAAGCGUCACUGUCUUCAACUGCAUCGUCCUCCAGCUCAUCCUGUCGGGACAGCUUCUAUACUUCCAGUCCAGAUUCGCGCAGCAGAACAAGGACACGUCCAUUAUCCAGAAACAGGUGAUGCGCGAAUACGACUCCAAAUUUGUCCAUCCCCGUCUAUACCCUACUGUCAGGGAUGCGGCAACGCAGCUAUCGCCAGCCGAUAGCGAGAAUACCGUUCUGGAGUUUGUUGAGGUCGGCACUCCCACGGUCCAACUUCGUCGAGGUUUCCAAACGCGACCGAACCCAAACUACAUCAAACAUAUCGAUCCUGACGGCACCGGCUCGUCGGGGAUCGGAAACUCCGGGAGCGGCAGUUCCGGUCUCUUCACCCCCCCGGUGUCCACCAGGCAUGCGGAUGCCUUUAGCGGCGACCUUAGAGACCGAUCGUCGCUAGCCUCUCAGUCGCAGCGGAGACAUACUCCGGGACGUCCAUCGCAAUUUAACCCUAACUCGUCCCGAGUCGGGGCCACUACAUCUACAUCGUCUGUUAAUUUCUCCAAUUCGAUCUCUACCGCGGCCAUUGGCAACCAGGGUAGCGGCGACGGCGGCUACAUGGGUGUGUUCACACACCCGAAGUCACCCCUGAAAAAGGCGCCUAGCCUCGGCGAGCUUCAGUUCAGAUCGCCGCGGAACAACAGCGAGAUGGCGCAGCUCGAGCAGUAUCGGUCGGCAAGGGACCGCAGCGCGAGCCCUUCUAAGGGCGCUAGGAGAAGCGCGGGGACCCUGCAGUCCCAGGCGUCGGCGAAUAAUCUGUGGGGAAGGCCCCAGCCUGUGCCCUCGCAAUUCGAAAGAUAUCCUUCGAUGUGGCGAUAGGGGUAGACACCUCGACCGCGAUGGCUCAUGGGAUUGUGGCAUAGAUAUGAUAGGAAAAAUGCAUGUUGCGUAUGUCGGGGCAUCGGGAGGGGGAAACCGGGGCGAGGGCGCGGAGCGGACAAGCUGGAUUGCUUCUUCCAUACGACAUCCAUCCGUACCAAACUAUGCUUUCUUCCCCGUUUCCUGUUCAUUUUCUCUCUUUUUUUUUUUUGCAUGCAUUCGUCGGCGUUUGUAUGUAUGAAUAGGAGCUGCAUCUGUAG